AUUUUUUAACAUUCGAGAGAUGGCGCUAUUAGAAUAUAAUACAUGUGUUCUAUUAAAAUAUAAUACAGGUUAAACGAUAUGUUUUCAUCAGAGGAAAUAAAAGAGCAGUUAAAAAAACUGUUAAUAUUAAAACGUAAUGGUGAAUUAGACACCAAAGAGAAACUUCUACUUUCAAACGAUGAAUAUUGGAGAGAUUCUAUCACAUAUGAUUGUUUGGAAGAUUAUAUUUAUCAUCAGGAUGAAGAAAUAAAAUUAAAUACACUUGCUCUUAUAGUAGAAUCGAAAAAGAGUACUUUAAAAUUUACACCUAAAGAACUUGAAAUAAUUAUUUUAUUUCUGCAUGUAAAUUUUAAGGAAAAUAUAGAAUUUGUACCUCUAAUAAAAAAGGUUUUACAGCGUAUAAAAGACAGCUUAGCUGUUAUGAGAAGACAAUAUAUGCAAGAAGAAAAAAUGAGAAAUUAUUAUGUAAAAAAUUGUAAAUCAUUGGAUAUAAAACAACAAGUAUUAGAUGAAUCUUAUAAAAUGUCUAAUAAUUUAGAAAGUGAAAUAAAUUUAUAUUGUAAUACAUUUCAAUGUAUACGAAAAAUAUGUAUAUGUAGCCCUGAUGCUACAUAUAACAGAAGAAAAUAUUCUCUGCAAAUAUUACUUUUAAUGAGAGAUUUAUUAGAUAAUGAAUUUAAACAAAUUACUUGGAAAAAUGAGCAAAUAGAGACAAUAUUUAACCUAAUGUUAUUAGAUACAUAUGAAAAAAAUAAAGAAAUGGCUUUUAAUUUAAUAAAAUCAAUGGAUCCAAGUUUAUUGCAAUUAAAUAAUGAAAAUCAUGUUCUUGAUAUUAUAAUGGUUGCUAUUGAAUUAGGUAAUAGCAUCAGACCUAUUGAUAGUAUUACAGCUACAUAUAUGCUAAAAGUUAUUAUGUUAUCUCCUGUUAUUCAAAAUGUACUUGAAAUUCAUUUUAAUAUAUUAAUGCAAUCUAAAGAGAUAACAGAAGCAAUAACAUUACAAUUAAUAUUUAUUUUACUGAAAAAAUUAAAGGAUUCUUUAACUCUAGCAAAGCAAAAUAUAGUAAAAACUGUUAGUAAACAUUCUUUAUAUGGAUAUCUUUUUUGUAUUAGGAAUUUGUUGGCAUAUGAAUGCAACUUGGAAGCUAUUAGUAAUGAAUAUUUGUGGCAAAAUACUAUAGCAGAAUUGAUAUCUGUAUGCUUUGAAUUUAGUCGUGCAGUUUCUUUAAUAGUAAAUAAUUCUUCACCUGAGGGACAUUUGCCAAUGGAUUUAAAUUUACAAGUUAAUAAUGAAUUGUAUUAUUCUAAUAAGCAAUUAGUAACAUCACAAAUGGUGUUACUUUGUUCUUGGCGAACUAUAAAAGAAAUUAGCUUAUUAUUUGGUUUGCUUUCUACUAAUGCACCUAUAUGUGAAGAUAAUUCCUUUAGUGGAUUAUUAAAUGAAGAGCAAAUUAACAGAAUAGGAGAACAUUUGGUUUCAUUGCUUAUUGAAACAAAACAUAGAGGAGCAUUUGAACAAGCAUAUGUUGGUUUUAGUCAAUUAUGUUUUCGUUUAUGGCGUUUAAAUAAAACGAAUUUAAAUCAAUUGCCUAAACUAUGGUUAUAUCAAAUUUUAAUUGCUAUUACAGGAAUUAAAGAAAAUUCAAAAUUAUGUGCAACCAGAAGAAGUGCAGGUGUACCAUUUAUGAUACAGGCUUUAUUAUCUACUGAAGUUCGUCAACACAAAGAUACAAGAACUAUAAUCUUUGAUUCAGUGAUGAAAAUUUUAUUGGAAUUCACACAGUUGGAAAAUGCAAAUAUAUGGGAAAAAAUUCAACAAAUAAUGUAUUCUAACCCAGUAUUUAUAUACUCUGAAAAAUCACUAGCAAUAUCGAAACACAAUCAUUCUUUAAAUGAAAAUAUUGCUCAAAUUACAGAAAUUAAAACACAUGCCUUAAAUAUUUUAAGAGCAAUUUUUCGAUAUUCUCAUCUUGCAGAAAUAGUACAUAACUACAUUGAAGAUGGUUUAAUAGCUGCAUUUAGAAGUUAUGAUGCAUUAACAUGGGCGGAAAGAAACGCCGCAACACUGCUUUUUAGUGCACUCAUUAUUAGAAUUUUUGGUGUUCAAAGAACAAAAGAUCAUAUUAAUCUUACAACAGAUAAUAAAAUGAAUUAUAAAUUAUUCUUUGAAAAAUUUCCUAAUUUAUUAUCUUUUAUCUUAGAUGAAUUACAAAAAUUUGUAGCAAUGGAUGAUAUUUUUAUAAAAGCCAAUGUGCAAUCAAUUUUACUAUUAUUAUCACGAUUAUAUUAUAACCAUAGUUCUGAAUUCUCUAACAAUAUUCAAUGGAGGAUUAAUGACCUUAUAGAUUUAAUUAUUCGAUGUGCAAAAAGUGCUAUAUUUGAAACACGUAAAUUAGCAGCCCGAGCACUUGUAUCUUUAUUAACAGAACAAUCUAUUCAAUGUGUUUUAACGAAAAUAAUUGAAUAUUUAGUAUCUGCAGAAAUUAGUAAUUUAUCUUUGAAUUCAACGCACGGUUAUAUGUUACAAAUAUAUGAGAUAUUGAAACAUUUUAAUUUUGAAUCUUUUAAAUUAGUUGAAAUAAAUUGGGAUAAAUUUUUAAAACAAACAAUUUGGAUUUUAGAAAAUUUGGAACAAAAAAAUUUGAAGUCAUCAAGUUUUUUAUUGGCUGCAGUUUACAUAGAUGUUUGCAACGAAAUAUAUAAAGUGGAUAAAACAUAUUUGAUACGACAAUUUUCGAUGUUAAAUACGAUCAUUUCUCAUUUAUUAGGUGAAAAACUAAAAAAAGGACCAGCACAAGAAUUAUAUAAAGUAUCUGCCAUUAAAUUUAUUCGAACAAUAGCAAAAAAAACUUCACUAAUUCAACAGUCUAUAUUAAUUAAAAUAUAUUUAUAUAAUUUAAGAGUAUCCGAAAUGCAAAUUACUAUAUGGUCAAUUAUAAUAGAAAUUAUUAAUGAAAUGAAAGAUAAUGAGGUAUCACUACUAUUAUUAAAUUAUGGUUUUAAUGAAAUUCGUAAUUCGAUAAAAUUUCUUCACAAAUAUAAUCCAGAAUUGCAAGAUGCAAUGUUUGAUUUUCUAUAUAAUAGCUUAAUAUAUUUUAAUCAAAUUGAAUUAUCUGAUUUUAUGAAGAUAAUCAAUAUUUGUAAAUUUGUAUUGAAUGAAAUACGUCCAAAAAAUAAUAAAAAUAGUUAUUACGAAAGAGAUUGUUAUUUGAGAUUGUUGGGAAAGUCAUAUGUAACUUUAGUUUUUUUGAACAAACAUGAAGAAACAAUUAAUUUAGAUUGUACAAAUGAUGUGUAUGCUAGUUUCUGCGAUAAUCUAUGGAUUACAAGUUUAAAUGAAGAUUUUAGAAAAUCUGUAUUUGAAAUAAUGCAGAGUCUCUUUCUAGCAUGUUAUAAACGCCAUGAAUAUCGAUAUAUACAGGUUCAAUGGUGGACAACAGUAUUACAAUUGUUGCUAGAUAAUAAUUCUAAAAUACGAUAUGAAGCAUUUUUAUUAAUUGAUCAUAUACCAAUACAUUGUACAGUGAUCAAUGAUUAUUUUUAUUUGAAUUUAUUACUCUCUAAAUUUUUUGAAUGCAAUGUACAUAAUAAAUGUCCCGAAUUUACAUGUAUUGUACUGUUUUAUUGGAGUAUUGCAUUAUUAGAUGAUACAGAUUAUGAAAUGGAUGAUACAGAUGUAUUUAAUAAAUGUACCAAUUAUGAAUUUUUUGAACCUGUGGAAAUAUCAAGAAUUUGUGCAGAAUUUUUAAUAAAAAAUAUGAAAUGUUACAUGGAUAUUAUAUUGCCAGAUGAAGAUAUAAAUUGGAUAAAUUCACUUUUGAAUGUUAAAUUUCAAAAAUCUAUUUCAUUUAAAACUCUUAUAAGAAAUUAUGAAUCUUAUCUCCCUCUUCUUGAAAAUAAAUUGCAUGAUAUUUUAAAUCCCACAUAUAAAAAUAAAUUAUUUCAAAUUUUAGUUUACAAACAAUAUAAAAAAAUAUUAUAA
Molecule: messenger RNA, 3981 nt
Organism: Apis mellifera (honey bee)
Lineage: Eukaryota; Metazoa; Arthropoda; Insecta; Hymenoptera; Apidae
Gene: THADA
Product: thyroid adenoma-associated protein homolog
Exons: 12
Coding region: 79-3981 (1300 amino acids)
Biological process (GO): tRNA methylation
Cellular component (GO): cytosol
Source: RefSeq, a predicted model, not a curated record